Amphimedon queenslandica is the source of this 2404-nucleotide messenger RNA. RefSeq lists its product as uncharacterized. The transcript is spliced from 19 exons. The record is from RefSeq and is a predicted model, not a curated record. The coding region runs from base 44 to 2314 and encodes 756 amino acids. NCBI's taxonomy places the organism in Eukaryota, Metazoa, Porifera, Demospongiae, Haplosclerida, Niphatidae.
GCCCAUUAGAUCGUUGCCAUAGUUGCUAAAUUUUAGUAACAAAAUGGCGGCCGGUUCAUCUGUACAAGUAAUUGGAGCCCCUGGACACUCUCCAGUUUUAAAGUAUGAGCUCCAGCUGGCGGAGAUAAAGAAAGAAUAUGGGAAAGGAGCGAGUAUAGAGAGAAUUGACUUAACUUUCUUUAUUCUUGAUGAACUAAUACCUCAACUAGGAGUCUACCAAAGAGUAAUGAAUAUGAUACGACAAGAACUAUUCUGUGCUGUGUAUAAUGACCAGUAUACAGCUGGUGUUGGUAAGGGGCGGAGAUCAUCUGUAGAGCCUGUCCGUGUUCCCUACUUCAUAUCAACUAAGAAAAUAAUGAACGAGAGAGACAAGCAAGUUUCAAAAUAUAAAGAUCAGAUUGACAGCCUUAAGGAGCAACUGUAUAAUUGUGAGGCCGACCUUGAGAAAGCAUCAUCAGCUCUGGAAUCAUCAAAGCACAGUGUUAAGGAAUAUGAGAGUAAAGUACAGUUUCUCACUCAGUCAUUGCAGAAGGUCACCGAGGAGAGAAAUGACUUACAAUUACUGGCUACUCAUCAUGAUGCUGUUGUACUCCACCUCACUGAAGAGGCAGAGAAAAGAGCCAAUGCUUUACAAGAACAUAUUGAUUACUUAGAAUAUGAAGUGAAGGAAUUAGAGACAUACAAGGCCACACACCAGAACUUGCAGAAAGCUUUCAAUCCUAAAAGAACUGCUAUGAGUGAGCCUGAGCCUCCCCCAGCUAAUGACAAUGGAGUUAUGGCUAAACUGGAUAGAAAUGAAGCCCAGACAUCAGUACUAGUCAAUCAGUUAUUAGUAAUACAGAAUAAGCUCAUUGACCAGUAUGAAGUUGAUGUUAUGUCACUCUUUGGGAAAAAUAAAGAGAGAAAUAAAUUAAAACUGAUCAAAGAUAAAUUCAAGACCAACAUAGACCUCAUUGAAACAGAGCUAUCAUUAUUAAAAUCCCAUCAAUCUGGUGUCAGUAAUAGAUCAGAAUGUGUAUCAGCGUUAAGUUCAGAUCAAUCACAUCAAGCAAUCAUUGAACGUAACCAUCCUGCCAGUCCACUGGUAUCUCAAGAACAAUUAUUAAACAAAUAUUCAGCAAUGAUGUAUUUUUCAAGUGAUUCUGGAGCUAGCUAUUAUCCAUUGAAAGAAUCUAAGGAUUGCUUAAGCUGUGGAGACAAGGUGGUCAUAUGCCCUCAUUGGUCGGAUGUAGAGCUAAUAAUUCAAUUACCUAUCAAUUGCACUCACUUGAAGAUUAAUCGUCCAUUAAUUAAUAGACAGGCCCAGUCCACUGACACCUCAUUAAUAAAACAAAAAACAGUUAAAGAAACAAAACCUACUGAGUCAAUAAUGGAAACUGAUUUUGAUAGAAUUUGGUUAAAAUUCAAAUCUUUCUCAUCAUUAUCCCGGCCUUUGUCCAGAGACAUGACACCAGAAACCGUCAAUUUUAUUGUGAAAAUGUUUUACGUCUCACAAUUGAAGACUGAUGCAACCCCACCCACGCAUGCAAUUACGCCUCAGUCCUUAUUUGGGUCAUUCUACCAGUUCAUGAAGAGUUUGUACUAUACGAGUAAUGUUGGGACAAUAGCUACUCACGACUUCUUGAAUAAAUUACAAGAAAUAUAUAAAGAAAAUAUAGUGCUACAUGUUUUCAGUCACGUUUUAGCUGGAAGCCUAGAGCCUGUUGUUUUCAGGUAUUUCCUACUUCUUUCAGAAUUUCUCUCUGCAGUAAACUGGAGGCAGCAACCUGAUGCCUCUUCUAACGACAGCAGUACAUUUAUGGAGUGGUGUAAAUGUGUUUACUCAUUUAUGGAUGAGGAAUCAUUGGAGCAAUACAGCAUAGAGUUUACUGGUCACAGCUCAAACAAUUGCAAUACAUUGACAAUAUUGAAUUACAUAUUGUGGCUGAUUAUGAGAAACAAAGAACCAUUGAUAAAUCAGAUGGAGACUCAUCUAUCAGAAGUGAAGACAGUACAUUCUAAUGGAAUGAAUGAAAAUGAGUUUGCUGAGUUUUGUCUCUCGCUAUUUCCAAUACAAUCCAUUGACUUGUUGGCCAUUAGACUAUACAACCAGGCACUCUCUCAAACUAAAGGAAAAGAUAUACUACCUAUUAAUAGGCUAGCUUAUAUAUCUAGUUACAUUAGUUUGCUGCUUUCAUUCACUGAUAUUAAAGAUAAAUUGAAAUUAAUAAAUGAAAUAGAAGGAGAAGACAUCAUCACAGAAAUGGAAGAGACAAAAGGUGCAGAAUAUGAAAUAUUGAAGUUCUCUGAUGUACAGCAACUGAUCAGAUCAUGAUGAAUUAUGUGUGUGUAUUUACUGAAAGUGAAUGCUAAUAAUAGUAAUAAUAAAUUUAAACCAAAAAGUAACAACUAUUAGUAUUAGCAA